CGUUAGCAUCGAGAACAAAGGGGCCAAUACAGUGACCUUACUGUUGAAACGUGGAUUCGUAGUAUGCAAUUAAGAGAUAAAUUUUUUUAUGAAAAAAUGUUUUUUUAUUUUUUGUAAACAGCAACGUUAUAUUAAUAAGAUAUAUAAUUCGUGAUGUCGUUUUCAAUGGAUGCAAUUGCCCAUAACACAGCUAAGACAGUUAUAAACUUGAAUAUUUUAAGACAGAUAGAAAAAGAUCUUGAUAUAGAUGAGAAGAUUUCUGUGUUAUUUUUAAUAAUAGAAGAUUAUACAAAUGCAUUUAGAGAUAUUUUUGAUCUUUUUCAAAAAGCAAGAACAAAAAAUUCAUACAUAAUUAUAGAUUAUGUAAAGAAACAUCCAGAGAAUUGGGAAGAUAAAAUUUUAGAAGCAUUAUGCAUUCUAAAUAAUCAAGAAGUAAUAAGGAAAUUAAGAAUAUCUUUUAAAGAUUUAGAUUUACAAUAUGUUCCAAAGUUCAGAUUAUAUUCAAAAAGUAUAAAUGUAGUUGCAAAAUGCUUAUACAGAUUAUGUGAAUCUUUGAAUGAAAGUGAGCAAAAAUUGUUAUUAAACUAUAUUAAAUCUGAUAACUAUAAUUAUGAAUCAUUACUGGAUGAUACAGAUUUUCUUGAAUUGCAUAUGCUAUAUUGGAUGCAAAUUAAAUAUAUUACAAUUUCAAAAGAUGAAAAACAUAACAUGGAAAAAUUAUUAAAACAUUUGAAAAAGUUUGAAGAUUUAAAAAUAAUUUCCAUUGAUUUGGAAAAAUUUGAAAAUCGAUUGCAUGUUGUUGAUACUCAUGGAAAUUUUGGAACAAAUGACAAGAAUUAUCUUCAUCCAAUUUUUCUAGAACAAUCAUUUCAUGCAGAAAAAAAUAACAAAAAGAAAAUACAACCUAUUAAUAAUGGAUUAUGUAUUAUUAUAAAUCAGAUAUUCUUUAGAAAAGAGUACGACACGCGAUUUGGAAGUAGUACAGAUUGUAAUAAUUUAUCUGAAACAUUUCAAGCUUUUGGAUUUAAAAUAGAGAUAUUUGAAAAUUUAGAGAAAAAAGAAAUGUUAGAAAAAAAUAAAAAUAUUGCAAAGAACUAUGGUAACAAGUAUGAUUGUUUAUUUCUUUGCAUUUUAAGUCAUGGAUAUAGAGGAGGUGUAAUUUCAUCAGAUGAAAAAGAAGUUUCCUUGGAAGCAAUUGAAAAAGCUGUUUGUUGUAUGGAAUUGAAAGAUGUUAUAAAAAUUGUUAUCAUACAAGCUUGUCAAGGAAAGACACGUGAUUUUAUUUCCACAGGAAGAAUAAAUAAUUGUUUAACAACUGAUGGUUUAUCUGAUUCUCAUACAUUGAUAUCAGAAGAUAUUCGUCAAUUUAGAAAAUUUUUUAUAUUUAUGUCAACAAUACAAGGUUUUGUAUCAGUACGUCAUAAAGAUCAAGGUUCAUGGUUUAUACAAGAAGUUUGUGAAAUUCUCAAAAGUUAUGGGAAUCAAUUACCUUUCACUGAGUGUGUUAGAAAAGUAAUGACAUCUAUGCAAAACAGAAACGGUAAAAUAGAAGGAACUCAAGUUGUGCAAUUGCCAGAAAUACGCAAUGAUCGUUUAGAUUCAGACUUUCAAUUAAAAAGUAUAAUUAACCUGCAUUUUGAGUAGCAAUUAUGCAUUUUAAAUAGUUUUUUUUUCUAUAUGUACAUAUGUAAAAAAAUUCACAUAUAUAUUGAUAUAAUAUAUAUAUAUAUAUAUAUAUAUAUAUAUACAUACA
This is a messenger RNA of Cataglyphis hispanica, 1753 nucleotides long. RefSeq names its product caspase-8-like (gene Dredd). The record is from RefSeq and is a predicted model, not a curated record. Lineage: Eukaryota; Metazoa; Arthropoda; Insecta; Hymenoptera; Formicidae. Gene Ontology annotation, biological process: proteolysis. The transcript is spliced from 7 exons. Gene Ontology annotation, molecular function: cysteine-type endopeptidase activity. The coding region runs from base 154 to 1644 and encodes 496 amino acids.